AUGGAAGAUCUUAUAACAGAAAUCCCCCCACCAUCUAGAUUCUUUCAGGAAGAUCUUAACAACUUUAUACCUCCAUCACCAUCUCUUGCGUCGCCAUUCCUUGUGUUUUCUAUUCCUAAGCCUGAAAAGCCCCUUCGCCCAUCUCUCCUCAUUGUUGCAUUAUCUUCACCAUCUUUGUACAUCUUCCACCAUUUGUCACCUAAGACAUUAGUUGGAAGUCUUAUCCUACCUGAGGUCCCUUUCUCCGGCCUCUCUGUCGAACCCUCUUUCAGAGACAAAACUUGCAACAUUUAUUCCCUGAAUAAUGGGGAUAAAUCUACUCUGCUUGUAUCAGUUCAACAUGGUGUUUCUGCAGAGAGAUCUCACCUUGUUGCGAGGCUGCUAAUUGGCGGGGACAUUGUUCCUGACAGACUUUUGAUUUUGGAUUCAAUUCAGAGCCAGAACUUCAGGGGAAAGCUCUCACCGGAUGAAACUUAUGCGUUUAAGCUGGAGACGCUAGCCGAAAGAAAAGGAUUGGGUGGUAGCAAUGUAGCUUCUUCCCUUCUAAAGGGUUUAGACUAUUUUCCAUCAGGUAGUAUGAUUGAUGGCUUGGCUGCUGCUCUGUUAAGUCGAUGCCAAUUAAAGAACAUAAAGGGAACACUGUGUGUUUCAUGGCCUGAAUUCAGUAGUUCUGUGGUGGCUCUGAUUAGAUCGCUAUUGCAAAGGAAUGUGCUGCCUAGCUUGGACUUGAGCUUUGCGCGAGAAAUGCAGGAUCAAUACGCAAGGUUCAAUCUAAUUAAGCAUCAGCCUUAUGAUACUGAAAUGUAUACAUAGUGAACAAGGUUUUUGAUUCACACACCAAAAAAACAAAAUUAUAGCUUUAUGAAACUUUAUGUUUUAGUUUUGAAAGAGCUGUAUGAGAGUGAUUUGUCAUAUCUGUUAAGUUGAAUUUAUAAAAAGCUUUUGAACUUGUUUUGAAA
Messenger RNA from Gossypium arboreum, 959 nucleotides. RefSeq lists its product as uncharacterized. Bases 1 to 813 code for a protein of 270 amino acids. The transcript has a single exon. The record is from RefSeq and is a predicted model, not a curated record. Lineage: Eukaryota; Viridiplantae; Streptophyta; Magnoliopsida; Malvales; Malvaceae.